CUCUCCGCUCCAACUCCUCCUCUGCUCCUCUGCUCCUCUCCUCGUCUCUACACCCAACCUCUUCUCCUCUCCUCUCUUCUCCUCCCCUCUCCCCACCUUCUAUCCACUCCUCCUUCCGCUCAUUCGUGCUCCCUGUCCUGGCUGGAGCAGCGCCUUAUCCGACUCCCUCGCUGCGGGCGCAAGACGGGAUGAGUGCAGGGACACGCCACGCCCGACGAGGACGACUGAGCUGUGGGAAAUGGAGUUUGAGGUCACCCUGGAGAACGAGCAGCAAUUCUGGGACGAAAUCCAAGAGAUCGUUUCCGCCUCUUGCUCCUCGGAAGACCAUAUCGACAAUGCGCUUCGAUCAUAUCUGAGCCUGGCUACGAAGUAUAAAGAUGAAUACCUUCAGGGCGAGUUGGAUGUUACCCGGUGCUUGUACAAGCUCCUGGCAUCCAGCAUCUUUGCAUCGCAUGCGGACUAUGUUCGACGACAGAUGAUCUAUUGUUUGUUGCAGGACGACGACCCGGCUACACUUCAUCUCAUUGCCUCGCUCUUGCUUUUCGACGGUCGCCAGCAUGAAGAGGCUUUUCGGAUGAUGAACGAGGAGGGUUCGUUUCCGCGGUUGCUGGAACUGCUGCAGGUCCGCAACCGUUCGGCGGAUGAGAGCAUGCCGGCGGGCCUGCAUCGGCUUCUCAUGGACUUGAUGUAUGAGAUGUCGCGGAUACAGCGGGUGAAAAUUGAGGAUCUGGUUCUUGUGGACGACGAUUUUGUUCGGGGUCUCUUUGACAUCAUCGAGGAUCUCUCGUACGAUGUCAACGACCCUUAUCAUUAUCCAGUCAUUCGCGUUCUGCUGGUUCUGAACGAGCAAUUCAUGAUCUCGGCGCACGACCCCGUUGACGAGCAGUCACCCAUGAAUUUCCUAACCAACAAAGUCAUCAAGGUUUUGUCCAUGUAUGGAAAUAUGUACAAGACCUUUGGUGAGAAUAUAAUCCUCCUAAUCAAUCGAGAAGGCGAAACGUCCCUCCAGCUCCUGACACUUAAGCUUCUAUACCUGAUCUUCACCACUCCGAGCACCUACGAAUACUUCUACACGAACGAUCUGCAUGUCCUGGUCGACAUUUUGAUCCGAAACUUGCUGGACCUGCCGGAAGAGUCGUCCGCCCUUCGACACACCUACCUCCGGGUUCUUUAUCCGUUGCUCGCUCAUACGCAGCUGAGACUGCCGCCUUACUAUAAACGUGACGACAUCAAGCGGAUGCUCAGUAUCUUGGUCAAUGGUCAACUCUUUCAUAGCGAGGCUGACCAAGAGAGAAUCAUGCAUUUUAACGAGGCAGAUGAAACAACUAGAAGACUGGUUCUCCGAUGCGCAGCCGUCGACUGGAUCCGCGAGGAAGAGUCGACGGAGGUUCAGAAGGCUGCGGUGCCACCCCUCAAAACCUCCGAUGGCAAUGACGACGAGUCGCCUGAGGGCGAGUUUGGUGCACCGCUGGAGUUGUCCGAGACACUCUCCCCGACGAGUACCGUGGAUAGCUCGUCGGAGAAUCUGUCUCCAACCCGUGCCGAUGAUGAAGCUGGCACGGGCUCUGCUAAGCUGAACGCGCAUCGUAAGUUGAGUCAGGCGCAGAGAUUAGGGAUGCACCUCGAGCCGGCCUCGUCAUCGUCGCUUAGUGUGCAGGAGGUGGCAUCGCAGCACGAGAAACCGGGCGUGAUCACGCCGAGCCGAAACAAUAUUCACUUGGACCGUCCUUUCAGUCCGUCGGCGAGCAGGGUGAAAACCAAACCGCUUCCCCCGAAUCCUCGGCGCUGGAGAGGCCGUCCUAGGGCCGAAGAUGAUGAGCACGUGGACAGAAUUCCGGAGGACCGGGAGAUUCAGACUACGAGUCCGUUACCCCCGCCUGUCGCCAGCGGAGCGGGCGAUCGGCGGAAUUCCACCAGCACAUCAAGCCUAGCAGUGCCCAUUCCUCGGGCCCCGCGUCGGUCCGCCUCCAACCCCCCGCCGGCGGUCCCUCCGCCGCGACGGUCGACCCAUCCCACUGUCCCUGGCAUGGCCACUCUCUCGGUUUCCAGCCACUGCACACCGCUCACCAGUCCCUCGCGAGUCGUUCCCCAGCUCCAUCAUAAUAGUGUGAGCGCUCCGGGGAGUGGGAGCAGCUUGGUCAGUAUGGUUUCCAAUCUCAAACAUGGGCAUAAACCCGAACCUCCCCGAGCCCGUCGCUCGGGACGGGGAAGACUCACUCCGGGGGAUUCCUCGCAUCGACCGGAGUCCCCUGCCGAGCAUGAAGGCUCGACUCAUCUGAGCGAGGGGUAUGCGUGCGAUGAGCAGGAACAAGCUGUUGGGCCGCCCACAUUCUUAGGGAUCAAGUCCGGUGGUCCGGUCAGUGUCGAGGAGGCGGUGCAGAACAUGUCUGUGGGGGAGUGACCCUCUCCCAUCUUUUUUAAUUGAAAUUUGUUUUUGAGAAUGAUCUUGCAUUGGCAUAUCGGCGCGUUCUAAGGUUUAAUUUGUCUAUGAGCUAUUACGUAGUGGAGCUUUUCAGCAUGUGCACUUCACCUUAACCUGCUCACGUCGGUGUUAGAAUCGGCAUCUAUAGUCUUCUAGACUAGAGAGUAAGUCUUCUAGACUAGAGAGUAAUACGAACGAUCAAGCACUGUCCACUGCGGAAAAACAGUCUGGUCCUGAAGCAACAUGGGAUUGCCUGCCCCAUCUGAUGGAAGCCGAG
Messenger RNA from Aspergillus aculeatus ATCC 16872, 2699 nucleotides. RefSeq lists its product as uncharacterized. The record is from RefSeq and is a predicted model, not a curated record. The coding region runs from base 239 to 2401 and encodes 720 amino acids. Gene Ontology annotation, cellular component: actin cortical patch. The transcript has 7 exons. Gene Ontology annotation, biological process: actin cortical patch assembly; actin cortical patch localization; endocytosis. Gene Ontology annotation, molecular function: Arp2/3 complex binding. NCBI's taxonomy places the organism in Eukaryota, Fungi, Ascomycota, Eurotiomycetes, Eurotiales, Aspergillaceae.